Rhipicephalus sanguineus (brown dog tick) is the source of this 1203-nucleotide messenger RNA. Its product is annotated as carbonyl reductase [NADPH] 1. The record is from RefSeq and is a predicted model, not a curated record. The coding region runs from base 198 to 1031 and encodes 277 amino acids. The transcript is spliced from 8 exons. Lineage: Eukaryota; Metazoa; Arthropoda; Arachnida; Ixodida; Ixodidae. Gene Ontology annotation, molecular function: carbonyl reductase (NADPH) activity.
ACGCCGCCACUUCCCGCCACAUCCGGUCCCAGGUGCGCCACGUGGACGUCGGCGGGCAUAAACCCUGGCGGCAGCAGCACGAAUGACGCCGUGCCCCUCCUCCUUCGAAGCAGACAGCAGACGCGCAGCGAGCGGCUCCGUUUAGCCCGUUCAGUAUUCGGUGAUUGCUGUGUCCUCUUCAAAGAAAUCGGCGAGUCAUGUCGUCUCCUCGGGUCGCAGUGGUUACAGGUAGCAACAAGGGCAUAGGAUUCUGCAUAGUGAAGUUCCUGUGUCAACAGUUUGAAGGAGAUGUCUUCCUCACAGCCAGGGACGAGAAGCGUGGCAAAGCAGCAGUGGCAGAGCUCAACAAGCACUUGCUGCGCCCGAAGUUUCACCAGCUUGACAUCGACGACAUCGAGAGCAUCCGCAGAUUUCGUGACUUCCUCAAGAGCGAGUACGGAGGCUUGGAUGUGCUCGUGAACAACGCCGGCAUGGCUUACAAGCAAGACUCUACAGCGCCGGUUGCCGAACAAGCAGAGGUUACCGUGAAGACGAACUUCUUUGGGACUCUCAACGUCUGCAAGGAACUCUUUCCCUUGCUCCGCCCGCACGCGAGAGUGGUUAACGUAAGCAGCCUGUGUGGCAUGCUUCAGAGAAUUCCAGGAGAAGAACUCAAAAAGAAGUUUAGCAACCCCGAGAUUACUGUGGAAGAGCUCUGCGGCCUCAUGAAUGACUAUGUGCAGGCCGCUAAGGAUGGAACGAAUGUCGAGAAAGGUUGGGGCCAGUCGUCUUACAACGUGUCCAAAGUUGGAGUCACUGUGUUGACCUUCAUCCAGCAGCGGGAAUUCAACGCAGACCCUCGUGAGGACAUGGUUGUCAAUGCAGUGCAUCCAGGAUAUGUGGACACUGACAUGUCCAGCCACAAGGGGCCCUUAACACCUGAACAAGGUGCCGAUGCUGCAACCUACUUGGCUCUCCUGCCUCCGAACAUCCAGUCACCCAAAGGAGAGUUUGUCUGGCAUGACCGCGCAAUUACCCCAUGGGACAAGUAAACGAAGAAGCCGUCAAGGCACUGCUAUCUCCUUGGGCACUACCACUAAUUUUGUAUGCCUCCUACCUCCGAAAAAAAAUAAAACAACAAAGCUAGCAAGAGCGUGCACAGAUUACCGAUAUUGAAGAAAAGGGCGACCUGUAUUUUAUUGCAAAUAAACUUUUAUUUGUUGA